Messenger RNA from Funneliformis geosporum, 218 nucleotides. The record is from the annotation of a GenBank genome assembly. NCBI's taxonomy places the organism in Eukaryota, Fungi, Glomeromycota, Glomeromycetes, Glomerales, Glomeraceae.
GUCAGGUCAAGUCAAUUACCCGACCUAACCCGACUUGUUUGGAGCUCUACUCUUAAUGAUGAGAAUAGUAGAGGAUUUAAUACAGAAGACUACUGUGAUAAAAGUGGUGAAGACACUCAUUAUGACAUUAGCCAAGAAACUCGUAGUAAUCUUGGUGACUAUAAUAAUAUCAGAGACUUUUACGAAGACUAUUAUUCACAGACUAGAGAUAAAGACAA